Molecule: messenger RNA, 1599 nt
Organism: Heterobasidion irregulare TC 32-1
Lineage: Eukaryota; Fungi; Basidiomycota; Agaricomycetes; Russulales; Bondarzewiaceae
Exons: 8
Coding region: 1-1599 (532 amino acids)
Biological process (GO): cytoplasmic translational initiation; biosynthetic process
Cellular component (GO): guanyl-nucleotide exchange factor complex; eukaryotic translation initiation factor 2B complex
Molecular function (GO): translation initiation factor activity; guanyl-nucleotide exchange factor activity
Source: RefSeq, a predicted model, not a curated record
AUGGAUUUCCAGCUAUCCACCACAAAACUUGCCUCUCGUGAAUUUCUAGCCAUUGUGCUUGCGGGUUUUGGAAACGAGCAAGUCCACUCGACAUCCAAUUUGCUGCUCCCGCUCACAAGCAACCACGGCGAUGAACCAUGUCCAAAGGCCCUCAUCCCCAUUGCCAACCGGCCCAUGAUCGAUUAUCCAUUAACUUGGCUGGAACAGGCUGGGAUCACUGACGUCCUGCUUAUCUGUCCUACUGCUCACCGGUCGGCCAUAUCUCAUCACAUUCACUCCGACACUUCAUCAUCAUCAUACCCGUCGCUCCGUGUUGAUCUACAGACUUUUGAUGAGUCCGAGGAAACUUCCCCCGGAACGUGUGCCAUCCUCCGACACUUUUCCAGUCGCAUCCACAAAGAUUUCAUUCUUCUUCCAUGUGACCUCGUCCCGCCAGAGUCUCUGCCUCUGACUACCCUCCUUAACAAAUUUCGAAUAGAAUCUAACGUGGAUGGCUCAAUAAUGACUUCUUGCUGGUUUGAGGGGUCGCGUCCUGAUAAGAGCACCGUUCCGGAGGAAUGGGGCUCUUCAGAUUCGAUAACACCUAUCAUCUGGGAAGAUCAUCUUGGAACACUUUUGCACGUAGACACGCUAGAUGAUGCUGACCGGAACUCGGAGGAGCUAGAGAUUCGAAUGGCUCUCCUGUCGAAAUAUCCCAAGACGAAUCUAUCCUCACAUUAUCGAGACUCGCAUGUCUACAUCUGCAGGCGCGCAGUACUCGACGUGCUCCAACAAAAACCCGGUUUUGAAUCUUUCCGAGAAGAGUUUGUCCCAUGGCUGUGUAAACUUCAUUAUCAACGGACGAGGCACCAUAAAUACAGUCGUGUCAUGUACCCAAUUUCUAAUAACGUCUCGCAAGCGAUGUCUCUGCGCCAUUCUACCCUCCAACCACGCGCAACGCGUGUCAAGGUUUCUCAUAUGUCGGGCCUUGCAAAUCAAUCCGACUCCCCCUCUCAAAAACUCCUCUCCUUAUCCAUGCCUCCCUCGCCAACGGACACAGACGACGACGAGGCAUUACCCGCGAGCAUGCGCGUUGGGCUCGUCGUUCAUCGCAGCUCAGCCGGGCUCGUGGGGCGGGCGAACGACCUACUGACACUACUCGAUCUCAAUCGCCACUUCCUCGGGAAGUCGCCUUACGCUCUGCCGACAGACCCAGAAAAUCGCUCUCUUAUCGACGCGAAGUCACAAAUUUCAAGUGACUCAAUGAUCGGCGAUUCGACGCGUGUCGGUGAGCGCACCAGUAUCAAGCGUUCGGUUGUCGGAAAUCAUUGCGUCAUCGGAAAGAUGGCUAAGAUCGUCGGAUGUGUCUUACUGGACCAUUGUGUUGUCGAGGAUGGGGCUAAACUCGACGGAUGUAUUCUAGGGAAGGACACGAAGAUUGGCGCAAAAGCUGAGCUUGUGCGCUGUCUAACCCAGGCAGGCUACGAAGUAGACGCUGGCGGAACUUACAAGAACGAGAAGCUUGAAGUGUCUGAUUGGACUGCAGCACCCGAUGAGGAUUCUGAUUCAGAAGGAGAAAGCAACGAGUCAGGCAACGGCAGCGACGAUAGCGAAGAAUGA